Molecule: messenger RNA, 6667 nt
Organism: Perca fluviatilis (European perch)
Lineage: Eukaryota; Metazoa; Chordata; Actinopteri; Perciformes; Percidae
Gene: ticrr
Product: TopBP1-interacting, checkpoint, and replication regulator
Exons: 21
Coding region: 490-6096 (1868 amino acids)
Biological process (GO): DNA replication; response to ionizing radiation; mitotic G2 DNA damage checkpoint signaling
Cellular component (GO): nucleus
Molecular function (GO): chromatin binding
Source: RefSeq, a predicted model, not a curated record
UUGUUGUUAUUACAGGAUGUAACCAAUCACAGCGAAGGAGUAGGCUCCUGUUCAACGAGCGCGAACGGUUAAGGACAGGACAGACGGCUAAGAGAAAAUGGCGAAUAUGGAUGAGUUUAGGUACGGGAAUAACGUUAUAUGGAAAUUUUAACCAGUUUUGAUACCUAACGUUAAUAAGCUCGAACGUGUUUCUUUUCUACCUUGGGUGCAAGUUAUUUCGAAGUUACAACGACAAGCGCUAAACCUAGGCGAAGCUAAUUUGUAAUUACGUUAAAUUAAGUCUUGGUAGUUACGCUAACGUUAGCUGACGUUAGCUAGAAACAUGAAUUGUCCUUAGUUGGCAGCUGUAAAUGGCGUCCUUGUCUCUACACUAUGAAAUGACAACGGACUUGAAUACAUUUGAGCAUCGUUGACCUCCAGUUUUCAUGGCUUUUCGUUGAGUUAAGGGUUCUGGAGCCACUCGCUGUCUUUGGGGACACAGUUGACGUUAUGGCUUUACACAACUUGGUUUUUGUUAUCGAUGUGGAUUAUGGUGAUCACGAUUCAGGAGAUCAACUGGAUACCAGAAAUCAUCACGUGAAACGAGGAAUAUUACAAACCCUGCUGCAUUUCGGCUACAAAUAUGGAUUUGACAAAUUGCGCUGGGGUUAUAAAUUCUUUCAAUCCAAGACUGGCCGCAAUGCAAACUUCUUAUCAAGGGGGUCAGACUUCAAGGAGCUUCGCCACAAAACUUUUGAGGACUUUGAAAUAGAGUUUGAAGCCAAGUUUGAUCUGAAGGAUAAGCCGUGCCCUUCUCAGCAGAAGCAGCUAUCCAAUCAUUCUGUCUCCGUUCAAAAUGCACUUAAAGAAACCCUGCUGGACUUCCAAUGGGACAGACCAGACAUCACCUCUCCCACUAAACAGUCCUUGAGGCCACGGAGGUCGACCCGAGCUGGAAAGCCUAGUGUUUCACAGGAGGAUGAUAUGUCAAACAACGGGAAGAAUGUGGUGUUUAUUGUCUCGGAGUGUCCACGUUCCAGAUCACAACUUGUGGACUAUCUUGACUUGGGAAACCGUGAUCUGCCUACAGAUGUGACGGAACACAUCAUACCCAGGGGCCUUCACGACAUGCUGGCUCAGCGACAAGUUGUGCUGCACUGGAUUGACAGUAGAUCACAUGUCCAGGUCAUGAGGUGUGAGGAUCACCUCAGCUUUGACAAGCUGUCAGAGGUUCUAGCUCAGCUGGGUGGCAGAGUGAUCCCUGUGGUUGCACUGCUGAAUCUCUGCUUCACUCAAAAGCCAGACUCAGGCUACAGGAGAGAGAGUUUUGCAUUCAAGUCCAGCAUUGGAUACCUGCUGUCUUCUGAAAGGCUCCACAACCUGGCUUUUCCUGUCAUAAGUGGUGUUCUGCGGUGGAAGCAAGGUGACAUGACACAAAGCUGUAGCAUCAAGGUUGAGCCAGUGUCUCGGAGACAGAGGCUUCUCCCAGAGUCGGUGGAAGUGUGUCUGAAGGGAGUGCUGCAGGACUGGGAUGACUCUUCACUAACACAGACCUCCACAGAGUCAUGGGUGCUACAGUGUUCCAACAGCAGUAACCAGGGAGCUGCUGCUGCCUUCCAGCAUCUCCUGAUGGAGCUGUCCGCUCACGCUCUGCACAUGAUUUCUGAGGUGAAUGACAGCGGCCUAGUGUGCUCGGCUGUCCUCUCGCCCUUGUCACACACUACAGCUCUGCUCACUAUUCUCCAGUCUGGAGUCACUCAACAUGAUCAGUUCCUAACUCCUGAAAUAAUUGCCCCUGCCACAAAAGAAACCUCAGCGGAAUUGCCAGAUGUUGUGAGCAGUGUUCUGGGAGUAGUGUAUGACAUCAUAGAGGACGAUGGUGACACUGUUAAAGACCAACGAAAAAAUCAACAGGUUCCUGAGUGGGCUAGGCGGGAAGUCAGCCAUUGCCAUCUUACAGCAGGCAUGUUGGAGAGUUGGUUCCCUCAGUCGGACCAGUCAGGAGUUAGUUCCCAUUUAAUGGAGUCAAUGAGGUUGCUGCAUGCAGUGCCAGAGCAGAGAGAAGAGGAGGAGUUGUCUGUCCUACAGCAGGAGCUGAUCAGUGGUCUGGCUGAAUUGUAUCAAACAUCCCGGGGUGCAGAUGCCAAGAGGGGCAAGAAACGUGGCGCCCAGCGCACACCGGUGAAACAGAAGAUGAAGACCAUGAGCCGCUCUCUGCAGAUGCUGAAUGUGGCGCGGCUGAAUGUCAAAGCCCAAAAGAACCAGGCAGAGGCUGAGCAGCUGGUGGCCGAAGGCAGGGUCCCAGACAGACAGGGGAAGAGACUUUCAAGUGACAGGAACAAAUCUGGAGGAGCGAACACCAUUAGUUUCACUAGUGAGGAAGAGCUGCUGUCAUAUCUAAAGUGCAGUUAUGAGAAGACCAUGGCAGAGAGAGAGUCCCUCCUCACUGGUGUCCAGCAGCUCCUGUUUGCUGUGAAAACAUUCCUUGUGACCGAAUCAGACCUGCAGGUAAAGACCUCCCUGUUUGUCCAGCAACACCUCUUCAAGACCAGCAAAUCAAUCCGACAGCUCUACGGCAUGGCUGCUGAUGUUGAUGGCAAAGUCAGAGAGUGCAAGCUUCAGGCGUUGCUGAGGCUGGAGUUGUGCAGACUUUUCUCCGUGGAGCAGUCUGACUUACUGGAUGUGGAUCAGAUGGCAGAGGAGGUGGCUGAAAUGCUCAGAAUAAUCUCUUUAACAAAAGACCCAGUUUGCCUAGCAAGGUUUCUUGGAGAUGAAGUCCUCCCAGGGUUCCUGACUGCAGUCCCCAGAGUGCUGGCAGACAUCUACCAUAGUCUGGGCACCCAGCUCCCUGAGGCUUUGGUGGCUGCUCUGCCUGCUGACUUCUUCAGCGACGAGUCAAUUGCCAAAGACAGCGUUUCUCCUUCAGCCUCCUCACCUCCCCUCUCCACACACAGCCUGGUUUCAGAUGGCAGAGAUCGCCUGCAGGACCUGCGAAAUCGCUCAGCCAGCAACAGGAGGAGUGGGAUGUUGACUCGUCAUCGCAGUAUGACUGAAUCAUCGCAGAGUCUUCGCCAAAUAGAAAUCCCCAAAAAGACUACAAGAGCUUCCAAAUCAAAGGUCUGUGUUGCUGUGAAGAAACCUGUUGCAGAACCACCACCUAAACCUCAGAAACAAGAAACACAAGAGGUGACAAAGGUUAGAAGAAAUCUGUUCAACCAAGAGAUUGUAUCCCCCUCAAAGAGAGCCAAACUGCCGAGGAGCCAGUCUGUGUCCGCUGUGGAAGGCCUGAAACGCAAGCGAUCUGGUGAUUCUGAAGGUAAACAAAUUUAUUAUUGCACAUCAAUUAAAAGGAGAAAAAAAAAUUCACAACGGAGAUCUGUACCAACUGAGGAGUGCAUUGUGGAAGAAUCGCCAGUAAAACCUUCAGAAGAAUUAAGAAGGAGCCCAAGGAUAAAGAAGUUUGCUCGAAGACACUCAAACGUCUUCUACUCGAGUUCUCAACCUCGCUCCCGCAACCUGGACAGGGCUCUCUCUGCAUCCCAGCUUACUCUCAGCGAUGGCAAAAUCUGCGGGGUUAACAUAAAGACAGUUCGAUCUCCCAUGCGUCUCCUUUUCGGGGCUGCUAAUUCCCCCAGUCGCCCCUUUGACCAGUCUUGUGCAACCAGGGCCACCAGGUCACGGCUGUCCACAGACUCUUCUGUCUUUGAGAGUCCAAAUAAAACUCCAACAAAGUCACCUGGCAAACGUGGGAGGGCCAUGCAUGGGAUCACGACACCCAGGACGCCAAAGACCCAUCGAACCCCAGAGUCCCCCAAAACCCCACCUCCAUCCAGGAUGUGUGUUUUCUCUGUUGCAGAGAGCCCUGUAGCAGGCAGCUCUCGUGAACAUGGCAUGGGUCUGAGAGGCAGUCCUUUCAGAUCUCCAGCAAGAAAGACUCAUUUGGUAGAGACUCCUACUAAGGAGAGCCCUGUGAGGAGUCCACUGAAGGGUAUUCUCAGGACUCCGGUCAAGGCCUUGGUUGAAUGCCACAUCUCUUCUGGAUUACAUCUUCUCAAUAGCCCAGUUUCCAAGACUCCCAAGAAGAGCGUCACGUGGUCUCCAUCCCCUCGAAAAUGUAGAAUGGCAGAGGGCAGUGUUACUUUCAAGGUGCCAGAGUCGCCUCGUACUGCAUCACGUACUUCGCCGAGACUGGUGAAAACACCCAAUGAGUUCAGUAGUCCUGUCAAAAGCACAAACACUAAAAUAGACAUUUUCAGGACCCCAGAAAAGACUGCAAAUAGUGUUACUUUUACUUUGCCUCGUUGUGAAAAACUUCACAACGAGAUGAAAACACCUGAAAAAGGUGACACUGUUAGUCUACUGGAAAUGCAUCCUCCACAAUCCACACCACCUAAACCCAACACUAGAACUCAAUCCAAGACCCCUAUUCCUACUGGCAAAAUGAUUACUCGCUCAGGACAAACUCCAUGCAAGAGUCCAAGCAUUGCAUCCCCAUGUAAGCCAGUAUUCACAACAGUAGGAGGUACUGCUAAUUCAGAAGGACCAAAUACUCCAGUAAAGUCUCCAGCAAAGUCCCUGACAAAACCAAGGUUUAGUCAAGGGGCUGGAACCACCAGACAAACAUUAAGGUCUCAGUCUACUGAGAAUGUUCCCUCCCAACUAAAGACAGAAUCUGCUGAGAAAUGUGAUCAUGUGGAAAAGAACAUGCAGUCAGAAUCAAAAGACGAGGUACAAGCUAAACCUUCCCGAUCCUCUGAAACUGACUCUAGUUCCCACACAGAUUCACAGCCGUUUGACUCUUCAUGUUUUAACUCUGCAUCCACAGACGAUGAUAGUAUGGACAUUGUAGAUGCUGCAGUUGUAAAGACCCAGCUUAGUGGAGGUAUCAAGAUGAACAUUAGCUUUUCACGGAAGCCCUCAGUGUCCAGUGAAGACUUUUUGUUGAACACUGUGUCUCCUAAAUCACGUGAACCACCCCAAGGCACACCUAGCCGGAGCUAUGGCUUCCGGCAGACCCCUGACCGCCGACAGAGAGAAGCUGCUGCUCGUUUGGGCUACGGAAAUGAAUCCCCUCGAUUUUCAACUCCUCGAGGCCCAGCAAGACUUAGUCGGCAGAAAAGCAUGGGCACUCCGAACCCUCUGACUUACCAAGUAGAAAUGGAAAUGCAAACGUCAGGACUUCCCAAGCUCAAAAUCAGACGUACAGAUUCCAUGAAUGCGGGAGAUUUGGCCUCAGAUGGAGGUUCUCGAUCAGGAGCUCGGAGCCCUUUAGUUGUCGUGAAACCUUCUCAGCUGGAAAGCCCCUUGGCGUUGUUCUCGAAGCACAGAGAUCCAGGAUGUGUCUCACCAUCUAUCUGUACUCAUGUCACCCCGGCCAAGAGCACUCCUAGAAAAGGUGGAAGCGUCCAAACUUUCAUCUGCCAGUCUUACACCCCUACACGCCAUCAUGCAGGAACAAUGUCUCCAAUGGCGACUGCAGACAUCAUUCCCCUGACUCCUUCACCUCAGAGUGUAGGUAAGGUGACCCCAGACAACCUCAACAGCUGGCCUCGGAGGAAGAGAGCUCAGACUGGAGUGGUUGGAGGCAAAGAUCGUGGUCUGAAGGGGGAGCCUUUUUUGGUGGAGUUGCUGGAGGAAGCUGAGCUUGGAGUUAGCAAAUUGCAGGAUGUUGAGGACACAGAUGAGCCCUCAGACAACAAAACUGCAUUAUUAGCUUUGACUUCCAAACAGUCACCCCCAGUUAAAGCAGAUGCAUCUCCUCUCUCCCCACUGGAAGGCUUGUACUGGAUGGAGAAGCUGGCAGAGCAGGCUGACUGCGCUGAUCCUCAGAGAGAAGAAGAAGAAGACAUCAUCUGGGCCGCUGGAAAUGGAGAUGUCAAGUCAAUUGCGACUCCUCCCAGCUCAAAGGUGAGGAAGCCGGUGACAGCAACUGGGAUUUUGGCCCUCACUCACUCUCCAUUGUUGUUCAAAACGGGCUCUGCUAGUAAGAGAACGCCACAUUUUAAAGAUGACGCUGCAUCAGGGAGGAGGAUAGAAGUUGAUGGAGUGGACCCCUCGCCCCAGCCAAUCAGACGCUCCUCAGAAAAGACCUACAGCAGAAAGAGGCUGCUUCACUGAAUCAAGGAAAUCAUCUGGCAACAAAGCAAAAAGAUUGUCCAUUCUGUGUGUUACUGUGAAGUUGUGAGCCUUUCUUAGCCAUAUUUUUCCAGGAGUGCUUUUGAUGGCAGAUCUGAAAGAUGUCUUUCAAGCACAACUUGAAAGGCUUUUCAGAUAAAUGAAUGUCCCUUUCAGUCUGCUCCACCAACACUUCCGACCCUGACAUUUUGUGUUCUAGCUUUGGUUUUAAUCAGGACAUUUUAAGAAAGGUAAGUUUAGCACAUAGUUGAAAAGCUAUGCAGUUCUGCCAAGAUGUUUAAAAACUGUUCCUGUUAAUGAUUUUAGCAUUCAACAUAUGCCAUGUUUUCUGCAUGGGCCUCUCUGAAGCUAAAACAUUGGAAAAUGGUGAUAUUAUGUCAUUGUUUUUCUAAAUUGUAAUAAGCAAUUUUACAAUCAAGUCUAAAGCCUAAAUGUUUUUGAUAUAAAUACUAUUCAUGUUUAUUUAUUAGUUUUUUUUGUGUUAUAAACUUGCUUUUAAGUAAUAGGGAAGGGCCUUAUUAUUUCAUAUUGUAAAUAUCUUAUAUUGUUAUGU